GCUAACAAGUGAACACCACAUCGAACACCGGCAUUCGUUGACAGACGUGCGCCGAUGAAGCAGCAACAAGUUACUGGCCCCCAAUAUACACCAGUUUAGACCGCUAAAGGCAUCCCAAACCAACCCAAUUAUACCAUAUAUAUAUAUAACCAAAGAAUGGGAGGCUGUUGCUCGAAGGAUUUGGAUGACAAACGCUCCUGGAGUCCCGAGGAGACCAAGAAUGGCAGCACCACAUCGACCAUCAUUGCCCAGCCGCUGGAUGAGGUGGGCUCCACCGGUGUCUUCACAUUGACACGCACCACCACUAGCACCACGCGGCAGGAGAAGACGGUGACCACCACCAGCGAGGAGCAGGAGCAGGAUUAGCUGCCAUGAAAACAACCAAAACCUUUUUUUUUUAACACCUUUUUGCGUGAGUGUGUGCGUGAGUCUGUUGUGAGUGUGUGAAUACUACUAAAGUAAUAAAUAAUAAAAAGGAAAAUGUACAUACGAACAAUGUGAAUAUGAAUAUGAAUCAAGUUAAGCUGUUAACGAGUAAUUAUUAAUUGUUAUGCGCCUGAAUUUCAAUAUCGUAAUAAAUUGUUGAAUCGCUAAA
Drosophila mauritiana is the source of this 595-nucleotide messenger RNA. RefSeq lists its product as uncharacterized. The record is from RefSeq and is a predicted model, not a curated record. The transcript has 2 exons. NCBI's taxonomy places the organism in Eukaryota, Metazoa, Arthropoda, Insecta, Diptera, Drosophilidae. Bases 157 to 366 code for a protein of 69 amino acids.